AAACCGAAGGGAGGGAGUACAAACAAAACAGAACCAUGAAUCCACCUCUCCUCGUUGACCCCUGACCACUCUCUCAAACUGCCUCAUCCACCCCCGAAGCGAUCACCGAGUGUUCGACGAGUGCCUGCGCGGACCGGCGUCAAUGGGUUCAUCGCCGCAAGGAUAAAGCCAUCCGCGAGUUCGUUCCCGGAGCAUCGACGCCGAAAGCACUGAGGAGUGGUCCAUCGACCCAUCUUGAUACUCAUGGAGCGGGAUCACUCGGCUUUGAAGAAAAUGAGACUGGAUGAUGCAGAGGAUUCUGCCAUCAGUCAAGUUCCUGCCGCUGCGUCGUCGAGCAUGAAUCAGCAACUGUUCUGGAGCCAGUGGCAGCUACUGGACUCCAUUCUCCCUACAGGAGGUUUUGCACACUCCUACGGCCUGGAAGCUGCUAUGCAAUCGCGCAUAGUGAACAACCCCGAAGACCUGUGGCUAUUCCUCAUCCAGGUCUUGGACAACAUUGGAAGUCUGCUGCUUCCAUUCGUGUAUUGCGCCGGUAGGUCUCCUGACGCUGCGGCAUGGGUCAAGCUAGAUCAGCUGCUGGAUGCUACGCUGACAAACGAGGUCGGCAGGAAGGCGUCGACGUCGCAAGGCUCGGCUCUGUUGAGGGUGGCCGCGUCUGUCUUCACUGAGAUCCAGUCGCUGCAGGAUCUCCGAAGGACAUUUCUCGGUUCCACGAGCGUGUCGUUUCACCAUGCCCCGAUAUUCGGGUUGAUAUGUGGGCUGGUUGGAUUUGACAGCGAGACAACGCAGCGCGCUUACAUGUUUGUCGCAAUGAGGGAUGUGAUCUCCGCCGCAACGAGGCUCAAUUUGAUCGGACCGCUUGCUGCUUCGGUUCUGCAGCACCAGGUUGCGCCAGAUGCCGAGAAGAUGCUGCAAAAGUGGAGGGACCGUGAUGUCUCUGAAGCAUCACAGACUGCACCACUGCUUGACGCGUUGCAAGGCUGCCAUGCUUACAUGUUCUCUAGGCUGUUUUGCUCCUAACAGCGAGGUUGCUGAAUGCAAUUUGCUGUAGUUCUGCUCACAGUUGUAACUCAGAGAAGUACAGGACCACUGGCUUUCCUAAACAACAAUGGCAUCAGAAGAUUUCAAGCAUCCUGAGGAUAGACGCCCAGUAUGAUUCUUUAUUUUACUUGCAAGCAAGAUUGUACAAAAAUGCCAAUAGCACAUUGUGUUCAUGUGUGAGCCCUCUCUGCCAUCUAUUACACUCAUCAUACAUAUGAUACGUCUGUCUUCAGCUUCACCAAUUACAACAUUGAUAUAAUUAUGCAUUGCA
Messenger RNA from Hordeum vulgare subsp. vulgare (domesticated barley), 1312 nucleotides. Its product is annotated as urease accessory protein F. The transcript is spliced from 3 exons. The coding region runs from base 244 to 1020 and encodes 258 amino acids. Lineage: Eukaryota; Viridiplantae; Streptophyta; Magnoliopsida; Poales; Poaceae. The record is from RefSeq and is a predicted model, not a curated record. Gene Ontology annotation, molecular function: nickel cation binding.